Aphanomyces invadans is the source of this 2352-nucleotide messenger RNA. RefSeq names its product ribonucleoside-diphosphate reductase, alpha subunit. Gene Ontology annotation, biological process: deoxyribonucleotide biosynthetic process; DNA replication. The record is from RefSeq and is a predicted model, not a curated record. NCBI's taxonomy places the organism in Eukaryota, Oomycota, Saprolegniomycetes, Saprolegniales, Verrucalvaceae. The transcript is spliced from 2 exons. Gene Ontology annotation, molecular function: ribonucleoside-diphosphate reductase activity, thioredoxin disulfide as acceptor; ATP binding. The coding region runs from base 1 to 2352 and encodes 783 amino acids. Gene Ontology annotation, cellular component: ribonucleoside-diphosphate reductase complex.
AUGUACGUCGUCAAACGAGACGGUCGCCAAGAAGAGGUCAAGUUCGACAAGAUCACAGGCCGCAUCAGCAAACUGUGCUACGGCCUCGACGCGAAGUACGUAAACCCAAUCCUGAUCGCACAGAAGGUUGUCGCCGGCGUUUACGCGGGUGUAACAACGUCUGAAUUGGACGAGUUGGCGGCAGAAACCGCUGCGUACCAGUCGACCCAGCAUCCCGACUUUUCCAAACUCGCUGCCCGCAUCUCGAUCUCCAACUUGCACAAGAACACCAAUAAACUGUUCUCGGACAACAUUGAGCUGUUCUAUAACAACACACACGCCAAGACGGGCGCCCCUGCGGCAUUGAUCGCCGACGAUGUGUACAAGAUCAUCAUGGACAAUAAGGAAGUGCUGAACAGUGCCAUCAUUACCGACCGUGACUUCGAGUACGACUACUUUGGCUUCAAGACUCUCGAAAAGUCGUACCUGCUCCGCGUAAACGACAAGGUGUGUGAACGACCCCAACACAUGAUUAUGCGUGUGGCUGUGGGCAUCCACAAAGAUGACAUCGAGUCCGUCUUGACCACCUACGAGUACAUGUCCCAAUUGUACUUUACCCACGCAACACCCACGUUGUUCAAUGCCGGCACGCCGCGCCCUCAACUCUCGUCGUGCUUUUUGCUGUCCAUGAAAGACGACUCGAUUGAAGGCAUUUACGACACAUUGAAAAACUGCGCGUGCAUUUCCAAGUGGGCUGGUGGAAUCGGUGUGAACAUCCACAACAUCCGCGCCACGAACAGCUACAUUCGAGGAACGAACGGGUCUUCGAACGGGAUCAUUCCCAUGCUUCGCGUGUUCAACGACACGGCCCGUUAUGUCGACCAAGGCGGUGGAAAGCGAAAGGGGUCGUUUGCCAUGUACUUGGAACCUUGGCACGCUGACAUUUUUGAAUUCUUGGAGCUCAAGAAAAACCACGGCAACGAGCUCCACCGCGCCCGCGACUUGUUCUAUGCCAUGUGGAUCCCGGACUUGUUCAUGAAGCGCGUCGAAUCCAACGGCGAAUGGAGUUUGUUCUGCCCCAAUGAAGCCCCUGGCUUGCACGAGUGCUGGGGCUCCGAGUUCGACGCUCUCUUCACGAAAUACGAGAAGGAAGGGCGUGCUCGAAAAACCAUCAAGGCGCAGCAACUGUGGUUUGCCAUCUUGGAAUCGCAAGUAGAAACAGGCACCCCGUACAUGUUGUACAAGGAUGCGUGCAACGGCAAGUCCAACCAACAGAACCUCGGCACGAUCAAAUCGAGCAACUUGUGCUGCGAAAUCAUCGAGUACACGAGCAAAGACGAAGUCGCCGUGUGCAACUUGGCAUCCAUCGCGCUCUCCAAGUUUGUUGAGAACGGCGUGUUCGACUUCCAACACUUGCACAAGAUCGCCAAGGUGGUCACGACCAACUUGAACAAGGUCAUCGACGUCAACUACUACCCCAUCGAAGAAGCGCGCAACAGCAACAUGCGGCACCGCCCGAUCGGCAUUGGUGUCCAAGGGCUGGCGGAUGCGUUUAUCCUCAUGGGAUUCGCGUUCGAGUCGCCCCAAGCCAAGCUGUUGAACCAACAGAUCUUUGAGACGAUCUACCACGCCGCCAUGGAAACUUCCAUGGAACUCGCAAAAGCGCAAGGGCCUUACGAAACGUACCACGGGUCGCCCGUAAGCAAGGGGCUGUUCCAGUACGAUAUGUGGAAUGUUACCCCGUCGCCGCUGUGGGAUUGGGCCACGUUGAAAGCUCAAGUCGCUCAGCACGGCAUCAGGAAUUCGUUGCUGUUGGCCCCGAUGCCUACCGCGUCGACCGCCCAGAUCCUUGGCAACAACGAGUCCAUCGAGCCCUUCACGAGCAACAUGUACAGCCGCCGUGUCUUGGCAGGUGAAUUCACGAUUGUGAACAAGUACUUGAUGAAGGAGCUCAUUUCGCUCGGCCUGUGGAACGCGGACGUCCGCAACCAGAUCUUGCACGACCGCGGCAGUGUGCAGAACGUCGCGUCGAUCCCUGCGCAUGUGAAGGAAGUGUACAAGACUGUGUGGGAAAUCAAGCAAAAGGUCGUGCUCGACCUGGCUGCCGACCGAGGCGCAUUCAUCUGCCAAAGCCAAUCCAUGAACGUGCACAUCGCAGACCCAAGCAUCAGCAAGCUCACGUCGAUGCACUUUUACGCGUGGAAGCGUGGGCUCAAGACCGGCAUGUAUUACCUCCGCUCACGCCCGAAAGCCGAUGCGAUCCAGUUCACGGUGGACCAAGCGGCCAUCAAGAAGCAACAAGCUGCCAACGCCGGCAAAGCCCCCAAGCCAGUCGAGCCGGAAGAGGAAGAAUGCCUGUCAUGUGGAGCGUAG